AUGAGCGGAAGUGAGAUUGACACCAUGAGAGCGGGACGGCAGCAUGCGGUGUUUGUGUUAGCUGCUGUGCUAUGCAGUGUGUGUUUCUGUGCAACGGCUGCCACCGAAGUGAAGCCCCUCCUUAAGCAGGCUGCCAAACCCGGUUGGCGUGCGGACGGUAUUCCGAACUCUAUCCAUCAUGUGCAGGUGCAUAAGGAAGGCCAUGCGGAUUAUACAGGCAAACGUGCUCUGAAAGCUGCAGAGGCAUCCGUUGAACACAAUGCUUCUGUGGUUAUGCUUAGGGAUGCCGUAUCAAGCGCUGAAGCUGUCGCGAGUUCCUCUUUAUUAGCGGCAGAGAAGGCUGCGAAAGCUGCGAAGCAGGCUGAGGUGGCUGCAACCGAAUCAUUGUAUGCAGCAGGAAAUGCCACAUCCGCUGCGACAUUCGCUCAGUAUACAAUGGGGACUGGCACGCGCAUAGCUAGAAAAGGUUCGUCUGAUGGGCAGAAGAAGCAUUUCGAGGUGCAAGCUGGUAGAGCGGAGGAUUUGUCUGAGACUGCUUCAGAGAGUGCAGCGAGGGCAGCGUCGAACUCUUUGGCAGCGGCAGUUGAGGCCAAGGAGGCGCUGGAUAUGGUCACAAAGAUUUUAGCAGAUGCUGCAAUAGCUCGGCAAAAAGCCACGGAGUCCAAUGGGAAUCUUGAGAACGGUCUGAGCGAUGGAAUGGCGGCUGUAAGAAACGCCGAUAUUGCAGCAAAGAGUGCUCAGAGUGCGGCUACCGAUGCGAAGAGGGCAGUGGAGGAAUCUAUCAAGGCAGCGGAGAAGGGCAGGAUGGCGUCGACGAAGGCGAAAGAGGCGGCCAGAACAGCACGCAGCGCAAUAGAGGGAUCUUCGGUGGAUAAAACCUCACACGCGACGAGUGUCGCGAGACUCUUUGAUGAAUCGUUGGAUUUUGCCAAACAAGCGACGUCCAGCGCGGGAGCGGUGCAGAACUACGUGGAUAACGCAUUGCAGUCCGCUGAUAGGACAAAGGAGGAAGUUAGCACAGCCACAAGGGCUGCUGCGGCAGCAAACAAGCACUUAAAGGAACUGAAUCUCACACAUCCUCAUGAAAACAAAGAAAGUGCAACGGUGCCAGCAGCCAGUAUUCCGAGACACGAAGAUUCACCUGGAGAACAAAACAAUGAUGAACCUACAGUCGGCAUCCAUCCCGCAGACUCCGCAAACGUUCAACACGAUCAGCCACAUGGGAGUACGAAGGGUACUGCUACAAGUCAGUUUACUAAGUUCAGCGAGACUAAUUCCGAAAAUUUACCAAGUGGUACCGCAAAAAUAUCUGCAACUUCUGAUGAUGCAAAUAGACCAAAAGAAUCCUUGUUGCACCGGAACGUCAUUACAGACAGAAGCACCAACAUUCUGUGUCUAAGGUUCUUAUUAUUAUUGCUCUUUGGGGUAUUAAUUUUAAUCGUUGCGUACUGA
This is a messenger RNA of Trypanosoma grayi, 1452 nucleotides long. RefSeq lists its product as hypothetical. The coding region runs from base 1 to 1452 and encodes 483 amino acids. The record is from RefSeq and is a predicted model, not a curated record. The transcript has a single exon. Lineage: Eukaryota; Euglenozoa; Kinetoplastea; Trypanosomatida; Trypanosomatidae.